This is a messenger RNA of Chaetura pelagica (chimney swift), 387 nucleotides long. RefSeq names its product C-C motif chemokine 26-like. Gene Ontology annotation, cellular component: extracellular region. NCBI's taxonomy places the organism in Eukaryota, Metazoa, Chordata, Aves, Apodiformes, Apodidae. The coding region runs from base 1 to 387 and encodes 128 amino acids. The transcript is spliced from 4 exons. Gene Ontology annotation, biological process: lymphocyte chemotaxis; cellular response to type II interferon; immune response. Gene Ontology annotation, molecular function: chemokine activity; CCR chemokine receptor binding. The record is from RefSeq and is a predicted model, not a curated record.
AUGAAGAUCUUCUCCUUGGCCCUGCUCACCCUGCUGCUGGGGGCUCUCUGGACUGGAAGCCAGGGCAUCUCCUUCCGCAGCUCCCACAGCACCUGCUGCUACAAGGACACGUUCUUCUGGCAGACAAUCCCGGCCCGGUUCAUCAAGAGCUACCAGGAGACCCCUUCCCACUGCUCCCACAGGGCUGUGAGGGUGGAGCUGUCGGGGGGGAAGAAGGUCUGUGUGGACCCAAAGCUGAGCUGGUUCCAGCAGUACCGGCAGCAGAAGGACUCAGCUCCCACCUCCACGGUGGAGCUGUCGGGGGGGAAGAAGGUCUGUGUGGACCCAAAGCUGAGCUGGUUCCAGCAGUACCGGCAGCAGAAGGACUCAGCUCCCACCUCCACGUGA